AUGGCAGACGCUGAGGACAUUCAGCCACUUGUGUGCGACAAUGGAACUGGAAUGGUUAAGGCUGGAUUUGCCCGUGAUGAUGCUCCAAGGGCUGUGUUCCCUAGCAUUGUAGGUCGACCCCGUCACACUAGUGUGAUGGUUGGCAUGGGCCAGAAAGAUGCAUAUGUCAGGGACGAGGCUCAAUCCAAACGUGGUAUCUUAACCUUGAAAUACCCAAUUGAGCAUGGUAUUGUAAGCAACUGGGAUGACAUGGAGAAGAUAUGGCAUCACACCUUCUACAAUGAGCUAUGAGUUGCCCCAAAAGAACACCCUGUUCUCCUGACUGAAGCACCUCUCAACCCCAAGGCUAACCGUGAGAAGAUGACCCAAAUUAUGUUUGAGACCUUCAAUACUCCUGCUAUAUACGUUGCUAUUCAGGUUGUUCUUUCUCUAUAUGCUAGUGGUCGUACAACUGGUAUCGUGACAAACUCCGGCGAUGGGAAUCAAAGAUACACCCCAUUCUGGGCUAGCAGAGAAGACUCCAAUGACAGAGAGAACCAAAGAUAA
Messenger RNA from Camellia sinensis, 546 nucleotides. The record is from RefSeq and is a predicted model, not a curated record. NCBI's taxonomy places the organism in Eukaryota, Viridiplantae, Streptophyta, Magnoliopsida, Ericales, Theaceae.